AUGGCGACCAACCUGCCUGAGGUGCCCGACGCACCCAACGUGUUUCUUGAAGCACUGCAAGACGAAGAGAUUGCCGAUAUGCUUCAAUACGAAUGGAACCGACGUAGAGUGAAAGGAAGUCGACCUGCCAUGCACCAGGAACGUCUGCGGGUUCGUUCCAUUGCCGCUUCAACUGGUCUUGCUGCCGAUACAGAAGAGUCAGCAACUGAAGAUCCUGCCGUACCUCGAAAGACACUGCCAACGAAGGGCGUAGGGAAACGGCGAGCCAGUGCCGAACACUCUUUGAGCAAGCGAGCAAAACGUCGAUCACGCCGCUCUCGAGAAGGCGAGUGCCCGUUCGCCAGCGAUGCCGAACCCGAAAGCUCCGUGCCUGCGACUGCCUCUUCGGAACUUCAUGCCAAGGAAUACCCCAUCGCAAUACUGCUGCCUAUUCAGGAUGGUCGCAACGUCGUCAUACGCAACGGCAUUCCUGCUCAGCUCACGAAACUGCUUCGCGAUGAAGUCAAAAAAUGCCUUACGACCAAAUUCUGCAUCAGAGCUUGGAACGAUGCCGACCAUGAAGAUAACGCUCUUUGCAUGCUCACCGCGGCCUAUGGAUUUAUCCGCUCCUAUCUUGUCCCGAAGGGUCAAGGGGCGUCCAGAGCGUGCGUUGUCUGCUGCACAAGUCCCGGAGAGAGCGGCCCAAUCGCCCCAAGGCCUUGCGUCAUGCUACGGGCGGAUGCAAAGGGGGAGUACAUACUGGCCCUGCCCUUGCCAGAGGAUUUGCGAGUGGGUAAGGGGUGGAAGGAGAGGGGUUUCUGGGUGAAUGAGACGCCCCAAGCUCCUGCACCCCGAGCUUUUGCACCCCGGUUCGAUGCGUUGCGCACGCGAAGUGGGCACAAGGACCGCAGCGAUGGUGGCCGUAUGGUUGAGCGCCGCGCCGGAGGCUUCGAGCUUGGCUGA
This is a messenger RNA of Alternaria infectoria, 942 nucleotides long. RefSeq lists its product as uncharacterized. Lineage: Eukaryota; Fungi; Ascomycota; Dothideomycetes; Pleosporales; Pleosporaceae. The record is from RefSeq and is a predicted model, not a curated record. The transcript has 2 exons. The coding region runs from base 1 to 942 and encodes 313 amino acids.